GCUUGAACUCGGCGGCUUCCGUAGCGGGAGGGCGAAAGAUGGCGGCGGCAGUACUGGGACAGUUGGGUGCGUUAUGGAUACAUAACCUGAGGAGCCGGGGGAAGCUGGCCUUGGGUGUUUUACCUCAAUCAUAUAUCCACACAAGUGCUUCUCUUGACAUUUCUCGAAAAUGGGAGAAGAAGAAUAAAAUUGUUUAUCCUCCACAACUGCCUGGAGAACCUCGGAGACCAGCAGAAAUCUACCACUGUCGAAGACAAAUAAAAUAUAGCAAAGACAAGAUGUGGUAUUUGGCAAAAUUGAUACGAGGAAUGUCUAUUGACCAGGCUUUGGCUCAGUUGGAAUUCAAUGACAAAAAAGGGGCCAAAAUAAUUAAAGAGGUUCUCUUAGAAGCACAAGAUAUGGCAGUGAGAGACCAUAACGUGGAAUUCAGGUCCAAUUUAUAUAUAGCUGAGUCCACCUCAGGACGAGGCCAGUGCCUGAAACGCAUCCGCUACCAUGGCAGAGGUCGCUUUGGGAUCAUGGAGAAGGUUUAUUGCCAUUAUUUUGUGAAGUUGGUGGAAGGGCCCCCACCUCCACCUGAGCCACCAAAGACGGCAGUUGCCCAUGCCAAAGAGUAUAUUCAGCAGCUUCGCAGCCGGACCAUCGUUCACACUCUAUGAUGAGGAGAUUCAGACUCCACAGUGUAUAUAUUUUGCCAUUUAUUUUCUAAAAAUAAACAAAAAUUGAAGGCAAAUGCUUUUUAUGAUUUCUCAUUGAAUUAUUGAAACAGUGUAUAACUGCUAGUUGUAAAUGAAUAUUUAUAAGGCUUUGCCCAUUUCUUUUGAGCCUCUGGGCAUAUUUGUAUGCAUUUGCGACUUGGAAGGGGAAAUCAGCUUUAAACAUAGUAACAGACUAUAUUUCAAAAGGCUUUUGGAGUAACUUUGAAAGGGAAUGUUAACUUUCCAACUAGUGUCCUGCAGGUGGCUGUUUUGAUACUGGACUUGAAUACAGUGUUAUGAGGUAAGAAAAUUGCUUUUAUUUCACUUAAUUUUCUCUUGGGACCAUGGGAAGUUAGAGUGGCUGCAUGUUGUUUCAUUACAGUAUUUUAGGGUGUUCAGUGGUACCGUUUUUCCUUUCACUGUUGGCACAGGCCAGUGAGUCAAAAAUUAUAUUUUCCUUUACUGUUUUAGCAGUAACUCGAAACUACAGGAGUUUAUUAGAUAUACGAAUCUAAAACUCCAAAAACCUUUAACUUUGAAAAUUUUCUUUUGGUUAAGCAAAGCCUGUUUUUAUUUCUUCUUCCAACAGUGCUUUAUAUUGUUUGGAUAUCUUGUUUAGGAUUGAUUUAUUUUUCAGGGUAAAUUCAAUUACUGAGAGAGGAAUUGAACCAAUCUCAGCAUUGCAUUCUAAAAUGGGGCAGUAGGUGGCACUCAACCUUUUAUUAGCAGAAAAUUGUUAGUUUCAAAUUAGAGUGUUCAACACUGCUUCCCUCUCAUUCAUACACGUCUUCAUUAAGAAGAAGUACUCUUUGUCUACAGCCCUAGUCCAACUUUUGCAUGCAAAAGAAGAAUCGAGGAUGCUUGCUUGUUAAUGCAGACUUCUGGGCCCCACCCCAAUGAUUCAAUUCACUAGGUCUUAUGGGGGGCUGGUUUCAGAAAUCUAUGUUUUAAACAAACACUUCCAGGUAAUUCUGUUGUAGGGGACUACGCUUUGAGAAUACGGCUUUAGGAGAAUGAAAAAAUGUAGUUUUAUUGCCAUGUUUUAAGAUGGCAUUAAUAAUAGUUACUGUUUACUGGGAACUUGUUAUUUGCAAGCUCUGUGCUAGUAUUUUACAUAAUUCUUCACAACAUCCUGAAAAUGUAGCUUUUGUUUUACCACUUUACAAAGGAAUAAACCGAAGCACACAGAAUUCAAAUAACUAUCACAAGUCACACAGCAUGUAAAUAUUGGGGCUAUGAUUGAAAGGUUUCUAAAGUAGCUGGUUCUGCAUACCUUUUGAGUAUACAGCUGGGUUUUUGUGUCUCUCCAGUUAACCUAAUGCAUGGGUAAAAAGACAUCAGGGGUCAGUGGAAUAAACCAAGGUGUAGGACAGAUUCAUUCUGGGUCCUAAGCUGUUGUAGCAUGGAGUCAGGGAAAUAACACUGGAAUAUUAAAAGGUAACCUUCAUUCUAGUCUGUGCAUUCUCAUUAGCCAGAAAGAAGACUGGAUAGGUCUCUUCCCUUGCUGGCCUCCAUUUCAUUCAUUUAUGAAACAAGAGACUCAAUGUUCUCUGUAGAAAACCUUUUUUAGAAUCACUUGAAGAAUUUGUUUAAAAAUGCAAAUUCCUGGGCUCUACUCUCAGACUAAGUGAAUCAGAAGCUUUGGUGUGGGAGACCAUGGAACCUGCAGUUUUAAUAAAUGCCCCAGUGAUUUGCAUGUUGGAGAAUUAUCACACCAGGUCACUGUGCUCUCAUGUGGUGGGGAUGCUCCACGAUUGCUCUUGGAGUUGUGACUUCCUUGGGUGUGACUAAAGCCAGGUGGUGCCAUGGACAUCAUAAAUAUAAAUUAUGUAAGUGAAGGCACUGCUUCAGUCAGGCUGUAAAAGCUAUUUUGAAAGUGGUAAGGAAAAAGUAGGAUUGUAAUGAAGAAAAUUUCCUUCCCAGGUUAAGCCUUCAUUUGGAACUGCUUCCAGUACGUUACAAAAAGUAAUAAUAGCUAACCUGUGUCACUGACUGUAUCUGGUACUAUUUUAAGCACUAUAUAUACAUUAUCUCAAUGAAUCUUUCCCAUUGUGACAUCCGGCUAGUUUUCGUGGCUAAGAGUGUACUUUCUAACAUCCAUGAACAUUGUGGUCCCCACCUGAAGUUUCACUUUGCAUGUUCAGUGAUAUGGUUUGGCUCUGUGUUCCCACCCAAUCUUAUCUCAAAUUGUAAUCCCCAUGUGUCCAGGGAGGGACCUGUAAUCCCCACCUAGUGACGGAGGGAGGUGAUUGAUGAUGGGUGUGGUGUACCCCAUGCUGUUCUCGUGAUAGUGAGUGGGUUCUCAUGAGAUCUGAUGGUUUUAUAAGUGUUUGAAAGUUCCCUCUUCACUCGCUGUCUUGCCUGCUGCCAUGUAAAAUGUGCCUACUUCACCCUCUGCCAUGAUUGUAAGUUUCCUGAGGCCUCCCCAGCCAUGCAGAACUUUGACACAAUUAAAUGUCUUUUCUUUAUAAAUUA
Homo sapiens (human) is the source of this 3173-nucleotide messenger RNA. It is a transcript of the gene MRPL22, whose product is annotated as mitochondrial ribosomal protein L22. Bases 39 to 659 code for a protein of 206 amino acids. Gene Ontology annotation, cellular component: ribosome; large ribosomal subunit; mitochondrion. Gene Ontology annotation, molecular function: structural constituent of ribosome. Lineage: Eukaryota; Metazoa; Chordata; Mammalia; Primates; Hominidae. Gene Ontology annotation, biological process: translation. The transcript has 7 exons. The record is from RefSeq and is marked reviewed.